CUGCGCCUGCGCUUUACUUCCCACAGUAGCGAUGGUGGGUAUGAGUGUUCUCAGGUCUGCUGCUGCCUUUGCAGCCAGACUGAGUCCUCUAAGAUCUGGAAACACUGCGGCAAACCUACUCACCAGAACAGUCCCCCGGACGGAUAAAGUGGCUCUACGUUGGAGUCAUGGAAAGAAAACGUUUGUCAUCAAGCCCUCUGAAUACUAUGACAAGAGAUUUCUGCGCUUAUUGCAAUACUACAUCCUCCUUACUGGAGUUCCUGUGGCUGUCGUUAUCACAUUUGUGAACGUUUUCAUUGGUGAGGCAGAGCUGGCCGAAAUUCCUGAGGACUACGAACCUGAGUACUGGGAGUACUAUAAGCACCCCAUCACCAGGUGGGUUGCACGGAACUUCUGUGAUUCUCCAGUGAAGAACUAUGAAAAGGCGAUGGCAGCAAUCCAAAUCGAGAAAGAGAAGGCAGACAUGAGAUUGCAACACCAGGAAGUGCGUCGACAGAUGAGGAUGAAGGGAGACGGCCCCUGGUUCCAUUUGAAUACCGUCGACAAGGAGCUAAUCGACAACAGCCCAAAGUCAACACCUGACAAUUAGUUCAUUGUGUGUACAUCAUACAGAUGAAUCUCUUUUCUUGUAAAUGUUUUCCCAUCUUGAGUAAAUAAAAUAUAUCUAUGUAAUCUGA
Messenger RNA from Solea senegalensis (Senegalese sole), 677 nucleotides. It is a transcript of the gene ndufb5, whose product is annotated as NADH:ubiquinone oxidoreductase subunit B5. NCBI's taxonomy places the organism in Eukaryota, Metazoa, Chordata, Actinopteri, Pleuronectiformes, Soleidae. The record is from RefSeq and is a predicted model, not a curated record. The transcript is spliced from 6 exons. The coding region runs from base 32 to 589 and encodes 185 amino acids.